UACAAACAAUUUACGGAUAUCUUCGAAAAUGUUCAAAUUCGUAAGUGUGCCUAAUUAAUAAUGUAAAAUAAACUUGGUUUUUUUAAUGUUUUGUCACCUGCAGUUAGUAUUUGUCACGUUAUUGGCUGUGGCCUCAGCUGCUGUUGCCAGAAUCAAAAUAGAAGAAAAAGAAGUUGUACCCAUUCUAAAUCAGGGUGAAGAGAAAAAUUCAGAUGGUUCAUUCACGUACUACUAUGAGGGUGCCGAUGGUGCCAAACGUCAGGAAAUGGGCUUUGUCAAUAAUGCCGGUACCGAAGAGGAAGCCUUGGUCGUCAAGGGCUCCUACCGUUACAUUGAUGCCAAUGGCCAGGAAGUUCUCGUUGAAUACAUUGCCGAUGAGAAUGGUUUCCAACCACAGGGCACCAUCAUUCCCAAAGAAAUUUCCCAAGCUGCUGCUGAAGCUGCCGUAGUGUCUAACAUUCAAAAAACUCAAUUGUUGCUAGAGAAGAAGAAUUAA
This is a messenger RNA of Musca domestica (house fly), 496 nucleotides long. RefSeq names its product endocuticle structural protein SgAbd-6-like. Lineage: Eukaryota; Metazoa; Arthropoda; Insecta; Diptera; Muscidae. The transcript has a single exon. The coding region runs from base 86 to 496 and encodes 136 amino acids. Gene Ontology annotation, cellular component: chitin-based extracellular matrix. Gene Ontology annotation, molecular function: structural constituent of chitin-based larval cuticle. The record is from RefSeq and is a predicted model, not a curated record.